AAUUGUGAGAGGAAGAGAGGGAAUCAGCGCAGCUAAAUAUCAGCUCUUUCUAAACAUUUUCGCGGAUUAAAAAAAACAAACAUAUCUGGAUUUUAUUUCUUUACUGCUCUUAUUGUUUCCUACGUUUUUUGUUGUGGAUUUUUAACCAUGGCCAAUGCUGGAAUACAACUUCUUGGCUUCUCGCUGGCCUUCCUGGGCUUCAUUGGCUCCAUCGCCUCCACAGUCAUGGUGGAGUGGAAAGCUUCGUCUUAUGCAGGAGACAAUAUCAUAACAGCUCAGGCACUUUAUGAAGGCCUGUGGAAGUCGUGUGCAUCACAGAGCACAGGCCAGGUUCAGUGUAAAGUGUACGAUUCACUUCUCCAACUACCAGCUAUUGUUGUGGGCACGCGUGGACUGAUGCUGGCGGCCAUCUUGCUCUGCUUGAUUGCCAUCUUGGUGGCUGUCGUGGGCAUGAAGUGCACCACCUGUUUGACAGAUCAACCCGAGCAGAAGGAUAAAGUGGCUUUAACAGGCGGGAUCAUCUUGAUCAUAGCUGGCCUCCUGGCUCUGGUGGGAACGUCUUGGUACGCCAACAGGAUAGCGCAGGAUUUUUACAACCCCUUCACUCCGACUAACUCCAGGUACGAAUUCGGAAGCGCUCUCUUUGUCGGAUGGGGAGCUGCCUUCCUCAUCAUCAUCGGGGGAGCCUUCCUGUGCUGCAACUGCUCCAAGAAGGAUUCAGGGAAAGCGCCACGCUACCCACGAUCCAACGCUGCAAGCAACGCCGGCAAAGACUAUGUGUAGGCUGAUGAAAUCGGCCGCUGUAUGUUGCGUUUAUCUUCAUUUCUUUUUAUUUGUGGGCACCAAUUGUUGUUUUUUUUUUAUAGGAGAGCCCUAACAUUAAGAGCAUGCACUAUUCUUGCGUGUCAUAUACGACUGUCUGACUUCAAAUGUGCAUUCGAAUCAGUAAAGCUAGUCAAUAUUUUA
This is a messenger RNA of Dunckerocampus dactyliophorus (ringed pipefish), 966 nucleotides long. RefSeq names its product claudin 1 (gene cldn1). Gene Ontology annotation, molecular function: structural molecule activity. The transcript has 4 exons. Lineage: Eukaryota; Metazoa; Chordata; Actinopteri; Syngnathiformes; Syngnathidae. Gene Ontology annotation, cellular component: plasma membrane; bicellular tight junction. Bases 148 to 783 code for a protein of 211 amino acids. The record is from RefSeq and is a predicted model, not a curated record. Gene Ontology annotation, biological process: bicellular tight junction assembly; cell adhesion.